Messenger RNA from Andrographis paniculata, 1938 nucleotides. Its product is annotated as violaxanthin de-epoxidase, chloroplastic-like. Gene Ontology annotation, biological process: xanthophyll cycle. Lineage: Eukaryota; Viridiplantae; Streptophyta; Magnoliopsida; Lamiales; Acanthaceae. The record is from RefSeq and is a predicted model, not a curated record. Bases 390 to 1796 code for a protein of 468 amino acids. The transcript is spliced from 6 exons. Gene Ontology annotation, molecular function: violaxanthin de-epoxidase activity.
ACACUUGUCGCUCUUCACUCCUUUCUUCGCGUCGCCAAUCCUAAUUCCCAAACUUAUAUUCUCUUUCUCAGAUUCCCUGCAUUUCAUCAGAUUCUUCCAGGUUUCCCUUCAAUUUACAGGUUUGUCGGAUUCUAAUUUGUUUUGCAAGCCACUGGGAAUUCAUCAAAAUUCUGCUUCGACUUUUUUUUUUUGUGUGUAUGAAGAAUGCGGCUUAAUUAGAUGUUGGAUUCUUAGUGACACUCUGCGUGCCCUAAAUCAGGUUUCCAUGGCAGAACUCAUUGAAGCUACUUCUUGAAAUAUUGGAAAGUUCUUGAGGUCUUUCUCGAUUGAAGUAUAUCUGAGUGGAGUAGGCUACAUUCGCAUUGCAUUUUCCGGUCGUAAGAGUAAACAUGGUUGUUUUGGCGUAUUCAGGGGUGUUUUACCACACAGAAAUUAGUCUUUUCCAAAAUAAACAACUUACUAACAAUGUAAGAUUCAUACGAAGGGGGUCUGAUAUUAUUAAUGGGAGUCUAACAAUGACUAGAUCUUCGGUAGCAUGGAACUCCCAUUGCGUGAAAUUACUAAAAUCAGGGCAGUUAGGGCCAAGAUUUCGGAAUUUCUUACCACGAACAAGAAAGAAGCAGUCUUUUACCCAUUCGAUCGAAACAAUUGCAGCUGAGGCUAUAAAAAAAAUUGACUACCCAAAGAUGUUACGGCUCAUUGUUCGUAAUCAUUCGACCUACGCCAAGAGCGCAGCAAUCUUACUUACACUGACAUUAUUGAUUGUUCCGAGAGCUGAAGCUGUGGAUUCCUUAAAAAUCGUAACCUGUUUGGUCAGGGAGUGCAGGUUGGAGCUUGCAAAGUGUGCUGCAAACCCGUCGUGUGCAGCUAACAUUGCCUGUCUUCAGACAUGCAAUGAUAGACCCGAUGAAACCGAAUGUCAGAUAAAGUGCGGAGACUUGUUUGAAAAUAGUGUUGUUGAUGAAUUCAAUGAGUGUGCAGUCUCACGAAAGAAAUGUGUGCCUCGUAAAUCUGAUGUAGGUGAAUUUCCGGCACCCGAUCCAGCUGUUCUCGUGCAGAAUUUCGACAUAAAUGAUUUCAACGGGAAGUGGUAUAUAACCAGUGGCCUUAAUCCUACGUUCGACACCUUCGAUUGCCAAGUACACGAAUUCCAUACAGAAUCGAAUAGAUUAAUUGGGAACUUGUCGUGGCGAAUAAAGACACCCGAUUCUGGGUUUUUCACCCGAACAGCUGUCCAGCGAUUUGUGCAAGAUCAAAACUAUCCUGGCAUUUUAUACAAUCAUGACAACGAGUAUCUUCACUACCAAGAUGACUGGUACAUUAUUUCAUCAAAGGUCGAAAACCAACCGGACGAUUACAUCUUCGUGUACUACCGGGGCAGAAACGACGCAUGGGAUGGAUACGGAGGAGCAGUGGUCUACACAAGAAGUCCGGUUUUGCCCGAAAGCAUCGUGCCCCGACUAGAAAAGGCCGCGAAAAGCAUCGGCCGGGAUUUCAACAAGUUCAUCCGGACAGACAAUACUUGCGGGCCGGAACCUCCCCUGGCGGAGAGAUUGGAGAGGGCGGUGGAGGAGGGGGAGGAGGUGGUGGCGAAAGAAGUGGAGGAGGUGAAGAAGAAGGAGAUGACAUUGUUGGAGAGAUUGGGAGAUGGAUUGAAAGAGUUGAUUAAGGACAGAGAUUAUUUUCUGAGGGAAUUGAGCAGAGAAGAGAUGGAGAUACUGAAUGGCCUCAAAAUGGAAGCUUCUGAGAUUGAAAAGGUGUUUGGCAAAGCCAUACCUUUGAGGAAGAUAAGAUAGAUAGAUAGAUAGAUAGAUAUAUGUUUUGUAUUGCAUUGUGGUAAUUAUUUUGAAUUCAUUAGUAGCCAUUGGAUGAAAUUUAUUUAGAUUUAAUGGUUAUAAUUUGAAGGAAAAAAAAUUGUGGAUGAUUUUUGUUUUUGUU